UGGGGGCUGCUGGAGAGCGGCUCCCACGGCUCCUUAGCUCCGGCGCCCCGGUUCGCUUCGGCGUCCGCCGCCGCCGCUUCUUCUUCCUCCUUCGCCACCGCCGCCGCCCGCAGCCCCGCAGCCUCUCCCGCCAUGGCCGCCGCCGGCGCCCGGCGCAGCCCCGGCCCCAGCUCGGGGCUCCGGGGGCGGUUGAGGCUCGGCUUCCACCCGCCGCCGCUGCUGUUGCUCCUGCUCCUGUUGGCCGGCGCCACCGCCGCCGCCUCGCGGGAGCCCGACAGCCCCUGCCGGCUCAAGACCGUCACGGUGUCCACGCUGCCUGCCCUGCGGGAGAGCGACAUCGGCUGGAGCGGCACCCGCGCCGGGGCCGGGACCGGGGCCGCCGCCGCCGCCGCCGCGUCCCCGGGCUCCGCCGGCUCCGCGGGCACCGCCGCCGAGUCGCGCCUGCUGCUCUUUGUGCGUAACGAGCUGCCGGGGCGCGUCGCGGUGCAGGACGACCUGGACAACACGGAGCUGCCCUUCUUCACCCUGGAGAUGUCGGGCACAGCUGCGGACAUCUCGCUGGUCCACUGGCGGCAGCAGUGGCUGGAGAACGGCACCCUGUACUUCCACGUGUCCAUGAGCAGCUCCGGGCAGCUGGCCCAGGCCACCGCCCCCACGCUCCGGGAGCCCUCGGAGAUCGUAGAGGAGCAGAUGCAUAUUCUCCACAUUUCUGUGAUGGGUGGCCUCAUUGCCCUGCUGUUGCUGCUGCUGGUGUUCACGGUGGCGCUGUACGCCCAGCGGCGCUGGCAGAAGCGGCGUCGCAUCCCCCAGAAGAGCGCCAGCACGGAAGCCACCCACGAGAUUCACUACAUCCCGUCGGUGCUGCUGGGCCCGCCGGCCCGGGAAAGCUUCCGCUCCUCCCGGCUGCAGGCGCAUAACUCGGUCAUCGGUGUGCCCAUCCGCGAGACGCCCAUCCUGGAUGACUAUGACUACGAAGAGGAGGACGACCUGCCCCGGCGGGCCAACCACGUCUCCCGUGAGGACGAGUUCGGCAGCCAGGUGACUCACAGUCUGGACAGCCUGGGCCGACCAGGGGAAGAGAAGGGUGACUUCGAGAAGAAAGCAGCAGCUGAGGCGACGCAGGAGCCAGUGGAGUCCCUGAUGCAGAAGUUCAAGGAGAGUUUCCGCGCGAACACGCCCAUCGAGAUCGGUCAGCUGCAGUCAGCACCACGCAGCAUCUCAGCAGGGAGGCGGAAGAGGAGAAGCAGGCCCCGAGGGGGCAUCAGCUUUGGGAGAACCAAGGGGACGUCCGGGUCAGAGGCAGACGAUGAAACGCAGCUGACGUUCUACACGGAGCAGUACCGCAGCCGUCGCCGCAGCAAAGGUUUGCUGAAAAGCCCAGUGAACAAGACGGCCCUGACGCUGAUUGCCGUGAGCUCCUGCAUCCUGGCCAUGGUGUGUGGCAGCCAGAUGUCCUGUCCACUCACGGUGAAGGUGACUCUGCACGUGCCCGAGCACUUCAUUGCAGACGGGAGCAGCUUUGUGGUGAGUGAAGGGAGCUACCUGGACAUCUCCGACUGGUUAAACCCAGCCAAGCUGUCCCUGUAUUACCAGAUCAAUGCCACCUCCCCGUGGGUGAGGGACCUUUGCGGACAGAGGACCACAGAUGCCUGUGAGCAGCUCUGCGACCCAGAAACUGGAGACUGCAGCUGCCACGAAGGCUAUGCCCCUGACCCGGCUCACAGACACCUGUGUGUGCGCAGUGACUGGGGACAGAGUGAAGGUCCCUGGCCAUACACAACACUGGAGAGGGGCUAUGAUCUGGUGACAGGGGAGCAAGCCCCUGAAAAGAUCCUCAGGUCUACUUUCAGCUUGGGCCAAGGACUCUGGCUUCCUGUCAGCAAAAGCUUCGUGGUGCCCCCUGUGGAGCUGUCCAUCAACCCACUGGCCAGCUGCAAGACUGACGUGCUCGUCACAGAAGACCCCGCAGAUGUCAGGGAGGACGCGAUGCUGUCCACGUACUUCGAAACCAUCAACGACCUGCUCUCCUCCUUCGGGCCCGUCCGUGACUGCUCUCGGAACAACGGGGGCUGCACUCGCAACUUCAAGUGUGUGUCUGACCGUCAGGUGGACUCCUCGGGGUGUGUGUGCCCCGAGGAGCUGAGGCCCAUGAAGGAUGGCUCGGGCUGCUACGACCACUCCAAAGGCAUCGACUGCUCUGACGGCUUCAACGGCGGCUGCGAGCAGCUGUGUCUGCAGCAGACGGUGCCCUUGCCCUACGAUGCCACCUCCAGCACCAUCUUCAUGUUCUGCGGCUGUGUGGAGGAGUACAAGCUGGCUCCUGAUGGAAAGUCCUGCCUCAUGCUCUCAGAUGUCUGCGAGGGCCCCAAGUGCCUCAAGCCUGACUCCAAGUUCAAUGACACCCUCUUUGGAGAGAUGCUACAUGGUUACAACAACCGGACCCAGCAUGUGAACCAAGGCCAAGUCUUCCAGAUGACGUUUAGGGAGAACAACUUCAUCAAGGACUUCCCGCAGCUGGCCGACGGGCUGCUGGUGAUCCCGCUGCCGGUGGAGGAGCAGUGCCGGGGGGUCCUCUCCGAGCCCCUCCCCGACCUCCAGCUGCUCACUGGAGACAUCAGGUACGACGAGGCCAUGGGGUACCCCAUGGUGCAGCAGUGGCGUGUCCGCAGCAACCUCUACCGCGUGAAGCUCAGCACCAUCACCCUCUCGGCAGGCUUCACCAACGUCCUCAAGAUCCUGACCAAAGACAGCAGCCGGGAGGAGCUGCUGUCCUUCAUCCAGCACUACGGCUCACACUACAUCGCAGAGGCCCUCUAUGGCUCGGAGCUCACCUGCGUCAUUCACUUCCCCAGCAAGAAGGUCCAGCAGCAGCUGUGGCUCCAGUACCAGAAAGAGACCACGGAGCUGGGCAGCAAGAAGGAGCUGAAGUCCAUGCCCUUCAUCACCUACCUCUCAGGCCUGCUGACGGCUCAGAUGCUGUCAGAUGACCAGCUCAUCUCAGGUGUGGAGAUCCGCUGUGAGGAGAAAGGCCGCUGUCCGUCUACCUGUCACCUCUGCCGCCGCCCGGGCAAGGAGCAGCUGAGCCCCACCCCGGUGCUGCUGGAGAUCAACCGUGUGGUCCCACUGUACACUCUUAUCCAGGACAAUGGCACCAAAGAGGCCUUCAGGAGUGCACUGAUGAGCUCUUACUGGUGCUCGGGGAAAGGGGAUGUGAUUGAUGACUGGUGCAGGUGUGACCUCAGCGCCUUCGAUGCCAGUGGGCUCCCCAACUGCAGCCCCCUCCCGCAGCCGGUGCUGCGGCUCUCCCCAACAGUAGAGCCCUCCAGCACCGUGGUCUCCUUGGAGUGGGUGGACGUUCAGCCAGCUAUUGGGACCAAGGUUUCUGACUAUAUUCUGCAGCACAAGAAAGUGGACGAGUACACAGAUACAGACCUCUACACGGUUUCCACUAUUCCACUGGAGGACCAGACAUUACUUAGGUAAUUUAUGUGGGGAUGUGAAGAGACUCAGCCAAAGCUCCUCCAAAUUGCAGUCCUUUCGCUUCUGAACCAACCUGUGGUUUCUUCAAGGACAAUUUCCAAGUGACAGUGUCACUGUCUGAAUUGAAAGCAAGAAAGAAAAAUCAGAAAGCACAUCAGAAAAAUGGUGGCCGUCCACGCCUAGACAUUUAGGAAAGGACCAAACAGGGAAGGAGAAUAUGACCUAUGAAUGUCUACCAUGUGCUACUCACCAGGCAGAGUGUUGGCAUCGCACUCUCAUAUUUAACCCACCUAAGAACGCUGCAGAGUUAGACAUUCUUCCCGUUUCACAGAACAAGAGACAGAGACUGGAAGAAGUUAAGUUCCUCCAAAUCACAUAUCCAGAAAGCAGUAGCCAUUUAAGCUCAAAACGCUGGGCUUUUCACCACUCCAUCACUGAAUCGAACAGCGCUUAGCCACACGCAGUGGUCCAUCUAUUUGCCCUCUUCACCUACAUUCCUCUGUCUGUUUAUGUAAUGCUUGCCCUUUACCUAUACUGAGCACUUGUGCGCGUGUGGACACAUACUCCAGUGACUUCCUAGGUGCUUUCAGGAAAACAAAUGGGUAAAGUGGGUGGAAAAUUACUUCGGCAUGUGACUGUGAAUGUCAUGGAUAUAGAACGCCAUAGAUACAUUCUUAUCACUCAGAGCUGCUGGCUUAAAUUUGGGAACAUCUGUGUCAUCACCACCCUUGAAAGCCAAACCGGAAGGAAUCUUGGUGACCUAGUUUAUCAGCCUCCUUCUUGAUUUCUCAAUUUUUCUUCCUCCCCCUCCCUCUCCUCCUCUCUGUCUCUUCCUCUUUCUUUCCCAUCUUCUCUCUCUCUGGCUCUCCCUUCCUUUUCUCUGUCCCCUUUCCCUUCUCCUCCCCCUUCCUUUAGUAUCAGCAGAACCCUUUAUUCAAGCACAGUUUAGAAGGGCCAAUGUACAAAACAAACUAAAAGCAGGUGCCUUGGGGAUCUAGACUGAAGUCUGCUCAGCGACCCUCUGCUUUUCUAAAGAACCCUGGGACUUAAAACCCAUGGAUCUAGACCUUCAUGCUUGUCACCAAGGAGGAAAUUUAAAACCAGGAAUAUGAAGACCCUUCUCCAAGUGUCUCAGACACUCCUAAGCAGAGUGACUUGGGUUUCGAGCAUUCACUCACCUAAGGUCUCUCUUUACAUUUAUUGCAAUUAUUUGUUCAGAUUUUCUCUUUCUCUGCAGGAAGGUAGAGUGCUCAGAGGGCAGGGGUGGUGCCCAGCUGUUCUCUGUCGCACCCUCAGUACUUGGCUCUGAGCCGUGCACCUUUUGGGUGUUAAAUGCAGUAUUGCUGAACGGAUGAUCAGCCGGAUGAAUGCAGUAGAUCCUUUUUGCUCAGCCUGAUGCUGCCGCGCUGGGAGUUUAUGACUUGUCCCCAUGAUGGAUCAAUGUACUCCCAGAACUAGUAGCCCCUAACUGGAGCCACUAGUUAUCCUAAAUACUGCCCUCCAUCCACCCCAAGGCCUCUCCUCAUUCCACAGCCCACAGCUCUUAUCAUUCAGCUACCAGCUCCAGGGUGGGGAUUUAGUCUUUUUAAUUUAGCUGACCCCAUGUAUUGUUCAGGGAACGUGAAAUUCACAGAAACAUCCAUAUCCAUUGCUUCCCCUCUUCCCUCUGCAGAGCUGAGGACUUCCUUCCUCCCCACCACACCAACCUCACUAGAGUCUUCAGAGCACUGUUUAAUAGCGGCUUUCCCUGAGGUCAGCUUCAGUCAGGGGUCUUGAUGAACCCUGAUGGCCUGGGUGUGGGUGGAGGGCAGGGCGGAAGAGGGUGCGAAGUGUUCUGAGUGGUGAGGGAUGAACCCACCCCCUUCCCACUCAAACCCGUUCUCUGCAGUUCGGGCUUGUCCUGGUCUCACCCUCCUGCUCGGCUGUAUUUCAGGCUGGGGUGGCGUGGGGGAGGGUACAGGAACCAGAAUCUGUUUUGGGGCUGUUGACUUGCUUUUGGCUCAGGGUUCCCAGCUGCGCACGAGCUGGCUGGCCUGUGCCUCUGGCCUGGCCUCUCUUCUUGGCCGGGAUGCAGAGAGGCCCAGGCCGGGGCGCUCAGAGAAGUCGCAGGGCCUCAGCCUCUUGCUGUGGUGGCCUCCAGGUGGUUGUGGGCCAUUUCGUGGAGCUUCGAAAGUGGACGAGCGCUUGGCUCAUCCCAGGGCCUCUGCCGACCUGCUUCUCUCCCUUCCACACAACUGGUUGAGGAACAUAGAUGCUCUGGAAUAUCCGGGAAUCACAUUAUACGAAAGGAUUUUCCGGGAAACCAAAACUCUGUUUCCCUGAAAACCGAAGUCCAUUCGAUCCCCUUAAGAAUGUUCUGGCUGGCAGGUUCAGGAUUUGAAGAGCUCACAUCAUCUGGGUUUUCCUUCUCAAAGGACCCUGGAAAAUCAGCCAGCACAGUUUCUCCUAUCCCUUGUCUGAACAUCACUUCCCAGUUUUGUCAUACCCGGGAUAUUAUUAACUUAAUGCGUUCUUCUUAAAAUGGACCCGUUGUUAUUGUUUUUAUUUUUGGCUGAAUCAAUGAUUUUUAAAUGGAAAUUUUUAUCACUACCAGUAAGUGGAAAAACCAGGAUUACUUGCCAUAAAUGGAAGAUAACUCUAAAAAUCGAUACAAUGAAAACAAAACAAUUUUUAUAGAAUUCUGGACAGCUGUUGUUGCUUCUGGAAGGCUCUGGAUUACAGCCUUGUUCUGCACCCCCCCCCUUUUUUUAUUUUGUUUUGUUUUUUAAAGGAAGGUUGUCAGGUGUUACAGAAUUGUCAAAAGCAUUUUGGCACCAAAGCAAGCCAUUCUCACCAAAGCAAGCCAUUCUCCAUGACUGAAUUGGAAGGGCUGAAAGAAGAUUAGAAAGUUCUUUUGUUAUUACUAAAUGAUUUAAUUCUGAUGUGUCCCACACUUUGGUAAACACCUUGUAACCCAAUAGAAUGUUUUUUUAACCAGAGAGGGGACUGGCUCGCUGUCACACAAUAAAUCUGUGCCAAUGGUGGGACUAAACUAGACCAAGUACUCUGCGUUCCAGAGUGUGUUCUCCCUUGCUUCCCAAAUAAAUGCCAAAUUGCCUCUUUGAAGGGAACAAUUCACUCUUCAGGAGUGGGAUCCCUUGGGAAAAGACUUUGUCAAGAAAAAGGUUAUAUUAUUACUAUUUUUUUUCCAUCACAGCACUCUGUGUCUAUGGAAUUAUUAAGAAAGAUACUGAUUUUUUUUUUCACAUUCUUUCUGCUUUACUGAGUAAAUUAAGUGACUACUAUAGUGAUAAGGUAAUUAGUGCUAAAUUAUAUA
Bubalus bubalis (water buffalo) is the source of this 6796-nucleotide messenger RNA. RefSeq names its product astrotactin 2 (gene ASTN2). Bases 133 to 3483 code for a protein of 1116 amino acids. The transcript is spliced from 20 exons. The record is from RefSeq and is a predicted model, not a curated record. Gene Ontology annotation, molecular function: protein binding. Lineage: Eukaryota; Metazoa; Chordata; Mammalia; Artiodactyla; Bovidae. Gene Ontology annotation, biological process: neuron migration; neuron cell-cell adhesion.